This is a messenger RNA of Penicillium macrosclerotiorum, 870 nucleotides long. RefSeq names its product putative mitochondrial 2-oxodicarboxylate carrier protein. The record is from RefSeq and is a predicted model, not a curated record. The transcript is spliced from 3 exons. NCBI's taxonomy places the organism in Eukaryota, Fungi, Ascomycota, Eurotiomycetes, Eurotiales, Aspergillaceae. The coding region runs from base 1 to 870 and encodes 289 amino acids.
AUGUCUGACAAGCAACAACAACCCCUCCCCUUCAUUUACCAAUUUGCCGCCGGUGCGGUGGCUGGUGUGUCUGAGCUUCAGACUGGUUCCGCCACCGCUGGUGGAGAGCACUACAAUGGCAUGCUUGACUGCUUCCGCAAGAUCAUCAAGCAAGAGGGCUUCUCUCGUCUCUACCGUGGUAUCUCCGCUCCCAUCCUGAUGGAGGCUCCCAAGCGUGCAACCAAGUUUGCCGCCAAUGACAGCUGGGGUACUUUCUAUCGCGGCCUCUUCGGCGUCGAGAAGCAGACUCAGGGUCUGGCUACCCUGACCGGCGCGACUGCCGGUGCCACCGAGGCCUUUGUUGUGGUUCCAUUCGAACUCGUCAAAAUUCGCCUACAGGACAAAGCCUCCGCGGGCAAGUAUAACGGCAUGUUGGACGUCGUCAAGAAGAUUGUCCAGCAGGAGGGCCCCCUCGCGAUGUACAAUGGUCUCGAGUCGACUCUUUGGCGUCACAUUCUCUGGAACGCCGGUUACUUCGGCUGUAUUUUCCAGGUUCGUGCCCAGCUGCCUAAGCCUGAGCCCGGCAACAAGAGCCAGCAGACCCGCAACGAUUUAAUCGCCGGUACCAUUGGUGGUAUCGCCGGUACCAUUCUUAACACCCCGAUGGACGUCGUCAAGUCCCGCAUCCAGAACACAACCAAGGUUCCUGGCCAGACUCCCAAGUACAACUGGGCCUGGCCUGCCGUGGGUACCGUCAUGAAGGAGGAGGGCUUCGGGGCCCUUUACAAGGGCUUUAUCCCCAAGGUCCUGCGUCUCGGCCCUGGUGGUGGUAUCUUGCUCGUCGUCUUCACUGGCGUCAUGGACUUCUUCCGCAAGAUGCGUGACGAGUAA